Perca fluviatilis (European perch) is the source of this 1498-nucleotide messenger RNA. RefSeq lists its product as uncharacterized. The transcript is spliced from 6 exons. The record is from RefSeq and is a predicted model, not a curated record. NCBI's taxonomy places the organism in Eukaryota, Metazoa, Chordata, Actinopteri, Perciformes, Percidae. The coding region runs from base 35 to 1498 and encodes 487 amino acids.
GACCACGGACCCCCAAUUGGAGACAUCGACAGCGAUGGAGCUUCUUCUUCUUCUGUGUCUCUGCCUCCUGACUCGCUCUGGAGUCACGUCUGCUCAACUAAACGGGCCACCAUUGAUCGUGGUAGAAGGCAGUGAUGUAAUGUUACCCUGCACUCUCAGCACCAAGGAGAACAUUGAGUCUAAACUGUUUGACUGGAGGAAAGCUGCUCAGAAAGAUGAAGGUCUGAAGGAGGUGUUCCUGUAUGAUGGAGGCAUUCAUUUCAACAACGGUCUAGAUGGUCAGAGUGAAGAGUUCAAAGGUCGAGUCUCUCACUUUCAAGAUGAACUGAAACACGGCAACUCCUCCAUAAUCAUCAGAAAUACAACGAUAUCUGACAGUGGAGUCUACAUUUGUUAUUUCCCACAUCUUCAGCCACCUCAAAUAUUCUACAUUGAUCUUGUUGUUGGUGACGGAGCAGAGCCAACCUCAGGGCCCUCUGUGUUCCCGGGUCCCCCAGGACUCUCUGUGCCCCUGGACAUUGCUUCCCCCGGACUCUCCUUCGCCGCCGGCCUCCAGAGGGAUAUCGCCUUCGCCGCCGGCCGCCAGAGGGGUAUCUCCUUCACCGACGGCCUCCAGAGGGGACUCUCCUUCGCCGCCGGCCUCCAGAGGGGACUCUCCUUCGCCGCCGGCCUCCAGAGGGCUAUCGCCUUUGCCGCCGGCCGCCAGAGGGGUAUCUCCUUCGCCGACGGCCUCCAGAGGGGACUCUCCUUCGCCGCCGGCCUCCUGAGGGAUAUCGCCUUCGCCGACGGCCUCCUGAGGGAUAUCGCCUUCACCGACGGCCUCCAGAGGGGACUCUCCUUCACCGUCGGCCUCCUGAGGGAUAUCGCCUUCGCCGACGGCCUCCUGAGGGAUAUCGCCUUCGCCGACGGCCGCCAGAGGGGUAUCGCCUUCACCGCCGGCCGCCAGAGGGGUAUAGCAUUCGACGGCGGCCGCCUGAGAGACUUCCCCGUCCUGUUCGUCCUCCUGAGGGGAUUCGCCGUUGCAGACGGCCUCCUACGAACCCUCACCGUUCUGUUCGGCCGUCUGAGGGGUUCUGCCUUCGUCGCCGGCCGCCUGAAGCAUCCUGCCUUCGUCGCCGGUCGCCUGUGGGAUUCUGCCUUCUCUGUGUUUCCCCGUGCCCCCGGGACUCUCUGUUCCCUGUGCUCCUGGACUCCCUGUUCUCCGUGCCCCAGGACUCUCUUUUCCCUCUGGCCUCUCUCUGUUUCCCUUGCCCCGAGUGUCUCCAGUGCCUUCCUCGCCCCUCCGGGGUUGAUUUGGUUUGACUUUUUGGGUCGUCCCUCCUCCGGGCCCCCUCCUCCCUCCCUGGUUUGUCUUUUGCUCCUUUCUUGUUUUGUUUUUUUUGGACAUCUGGGAUCUGUCCCUUGGGGGGGGGAAGACAGCCAAUUGGGGACAGUUGCAGAAGUCCACAGGAAACAGAGGCAAGAGUUUGGCACCGACCCAGAGGAGGACCCUCUGUAA